AUGAGGUCAGUGCUGGUGUUCUUCACGUUUGUGCUGGUGGCCUAUGCCCAAAAUAACACAGUAGAUGAAUGUACAAACGAAAAUUGCAAACUACCUAACUGUAGAUGUUCAUCGACUGACAUUCCUGGUGGUUUGAAACCCCACGAAGUUCCACAAUUCGUAGUCCUGUCUUUCCACGACAGUGUCACAAGCAGCAACUACCCCACGUACCAGUCCCUCCUCUUCGGUCGCAAGAACACUAACAAUUGCGGUAUUGGGGCAAACUUCUACGUGAGCCACGAAUACAGUGACUACACGUUCGUCAACGAACUGUACAGUCAGGGUUUCGAGAUCGGGCUCCACGCGAUUUCGCAAGGAUCUCAGUCUUACUUCAGGGAUGCUGAUAAAGACACGCUGACCCGCGAAUUUGUUGACCAGAGGACUCUGAUUUCCAACUUUGCUGCUCUUCCAGCUGCUGCUAUUCAAGGUCUGCGUAUGCCAUACCUCCAGAUGUCCGGUGACACAUCUUUCGAAAUGAUGAAAGACGCCGGUUUUCGUUACGACUAUUCUAUGCCCACCAUAUCAUCUUUGAACCCCGGUCUGUGGCCGUACACAUUAGAUUUUGCUUCCACUCAAGAUUGUGUCAUAGAGCCAUGCCCUUCAAAAUCUUUCCCCGGAUUGUGGGUUAUCCCGAUGAUAUCUUGGUUGGACUUGGGAAAAGGUGCAUGCUCGACGGUUGACGGUUGCUUAAACCAGCCAGGUGACCAGGACGCUGAUGGCUGGUUCCGCUUCAUCGUAGAGAACUUCGAGAGGCAGUACCUCGGAAACCGAGCACCAUUCACCUUUGCUGUUCGAGAGGCCUACGUCAGGACUAAGCCAGGUCUUAGGGAAGCCUUGACUCGCUUCUUAAACAUGAUCAACUCAAUGAGAGAUGUUUUUAUGGUGAACGCAUCUGAACUAUUAGACUGGGUAGAGAAACCAGUAGCUCUUGGAGAUUACAUCAAGCAGUCCUGCAGAACAAUCCUCCCUGGUCGCAGAUGCCGUCCAGUUGUCUGCCGGAAUCUAGCAUCUACACACUCACAUGAACUUUUCAACAUGAACAACUGUAUCUCGUGUCCACGUGUUUACCCAUGGCUCGGCAACCCUCUCGGACGUUAA
This is a messenger RNA of Leptosia nina, 1137 nucleotides long. The record is from the annotation of a GenBank genome assembly. Lineage: Eukaryota; Metazoa; Arthropoda; Insecta; Lepidoptera; Pieridae.